AUGGGUCGCUCGCGUGUCCUCUCGUUCAUUUCAGCCUUUGCGCCGAAACAUAGCCAGAACACAACGCCCCAAGAUACAGCAAACCCGGUUCCUGCGCAGUCAGGUCGCUUGUCGAAAAUCGACAAACAUGAUCCCGCUCCGUUUCGCCCUUCGCCCAGUUCGAGCGGGACACCGCUGUCAGUUUCAGAUCGAUCUAGUGUCAUGCGACCAGCAUCCAUGGCCUUCACCUAUCAAGCGCCACAGACCGACAUCGCCAGUGAUACUUUGCCGGAGCUGCUACCGGUCUUUACCUUUUUGAAUAGUCAUUCCAACAAGCUGUAUCAGGAAGGAUAUUUUCUCAAACUCAAUGAUUUGGAUACCCAGGGUCGACCGUGUACAGAUCGAAAGUGGGUGGAAUGCUUUGCCCAGCUUGUAGGAACAGUGCUCUCACUCUGGGACGCUAAUGCGCUGGACGCAGCAGGUCAGGAUGGGGAGGUGCCACCCACUUUUAUCAACCUCGCGGAUUGUUCCCUGAAGAUGAUUGAAACACUGCCAACACGCGACAAGACGUCAAAGCCUCUGCAAAAUAUCUUGAGCAUAUCAACGGCGGGUAAAAACCGGUACCUCUUCCACUUCAACUCAUUUCAUUCUCUCACCCAAUGGACCGCUGGGAUCCGCCUUUCUCUUUUCGAACACACAUCGCUCCUCGAAGCUUACACCGGCUCUAUCAUUGCCGGCAAAGGUAAAGAACUGAACGAUAUUCGUAUGAUUAUGGAACGCUGCCGUUUCAAGCAUGAGGACUGGGCUAGAGUUAGAUUCGGUGCUGGAACCCCAUGGAGACGUUGCUGGUGUGUUAUCACGCAACCAGAUGAGAAGGAAUACCAAAAAAUGCAGAAAUCUGUGAAGAAACGUUCCGCCUACGAUCGUACUACGCCGGUAUUGACUGGCAACAUCAAGUUCUACGAUACUAAAAAGACAAAAAAAGCCCAGCCUAUUGCCACGAUUACCAACGGAUAUGCAGCCUAUGCUAUCUAUCCCCAGUCGAAGCCAUUAAUAGACCAAUCGACCCUGCUUAAGUUAGAAGGAAACAUCACCAUCCACUCGCAAACAGAUUCCACAACGGAAGGAUUCGUUUUUAUCAUGCCCGAGAUUCGCCCGGCGGUGUCUGGCUUUGAGAUCAUGCUUCGCUUCCUCUUUCCCGUUUUCGACACGUUUGGUCUGUAUGGAAGGCCAACCCGACUCAUUGCCGAUACAAAUAACGUCAAAAGCUUGAUGCUUGCUUUCCCAAAACAAAAGCGCUAUGGUUAUCUAGAUGUUCUCGAUGUUGUCAACCUGAUCAAUACGUCGGGAAGUCAAAAUUGGACGGAAAGGGAUUGGAGAAAGCAACUCAGAGAGGCCACAGGGCAGCGAAUGUCAACCGUAAAUAGUCCUGCAAGCAGCAUUUCUGGCGGACGGUCUCGUCAGCGAUCCAGCUUGCCUGGUAGGUCAGGAAACACCCGGUUUCAGGAGCCUAGUAAACCCUGGUCGACUGAAUUCAACCAGUCUGCGGAUGCUAUUAUCGAAACAUCCAACACGAAUACAGCACCUGCUCCUCCAGGUCCGGGCCAGCAUUAUGGACAUAAUCGAGCCGUAUCGGACACAAGUGCAUUCACUACAAUCAAUUCUCCAGAUAGAACCUCCGCUCCAGCUACGCAGUUGCUCCGCGACCGCCCACCAGAGCCUCCAGUCCACGGUGUCACUUUCGAGAGCGAACGUCCUAGCACUCGUCAUUCAAAUGCGAGCAGUUCUGAUCCAGAGCCCUUUGCACGGCCUCCGCCUCAAGAAUUUGUAAGGCCAGACCUGCGACCUAAUGGACCCCCAGCGCCUGUGGCAGUCCCUCCCGCUUUUGCACAUCAACCCGGCGAAAUCCCCACGAGCAGACCUCAGCCCUCGCUUGAGUUGAGGAGAGCAAACAAUCGAAUGUCGAAUUCAACUUUAGCGCAGUUUGCUGAAGUAGGUGGAAUACAUGGUGCUGCAGCUACAUCUAAUCCCCUAGAACCCCAUACCAGCCUAUAUCCAAUUGAUCAGCACAAUGAACGCCUUCCGUCGUCUCGCGGCUCUGAUCUAUUCCUAAACACCAACUCAAGCAAGCAGUCCUUACCGAGCGGUCCAAUUCAGAAUGAAGCGACUAAGGCUGUCUCAUCUCGACCUAUAAGUCAAGUGCCGAGUCUGCAUAUAGACACGUCCAAGGUGACAAAGAGAAAACCUCUUCCCACUCAACCAGUUUACGUGGCAGAGCUCAAUGUUGAUCCCGAUCAGGCUAGCCUCCACGACCCUGUUUCUGCUGCCUCGGAUCCGAGCUUGAGAGAUCUCCAACAUACUGUUGAUGAGGCUGCCUUGGACCGUGUUUUACCUCACCACGUACUAUUUUCACCUCCCCCAAAGCCUGCUACCAGCCAGAUUAUCCACGCCGCGCGAUUGGAUGACGAAAGCAACUAUGACAAUGAUUCGCCAUCUCCAUCUUACGCUAGCACUCGCAGAUCGACCGAUACAAAGCGCUCAGAAGCGUCUAUUCCUCAAACGAGAAUGGGAGUUCUCAAGACGGUUGGGGAUGCUCCUCCAACAAGCCAAGAGGUGACAAUCGGAGAUGCUCGGUUUUUUGCCAACCAAGAACUACCCAAAGAAAAUCCUGACAUUCCCACUAUUGAUUUUGGGCCGACAAUGGCGCAUAGUCUACAUACUCGGAGUCCCAGUAUGUCGGAUGUAUUAAAUCAAUUUGGACAUGGUCGAUCGGAUUCUGAGUUGACAGCUCGCAAUGAUACUACACCUGGACACCAUGCUCGCAAGCUAUCUCGAUCUCCUGGUGGAGAUGACAAGCGCAGAAGUGUAGUUUGGCAGCCCGGCAUGACAAAUGCUCGCGCAGAGUCCCCAGCAAACCGCACCAUUACGCCUGAGCAGUUUGUCCAUCAACGUUCGGGAUCAAGCCCACGUAUCUCACCCGCAUACCUAGCUGCUGUUAGACCUCAUUCUGGCGAUUGGGCUAUGACCUCUCACCAACACUCUCCGAGUCGAGAAUUACCUCCUCGACCUCAUUCCCGGGGAUCGACUAUGAUGUUGAACCAAAGUAACAUGCCUUACCGGCCACACUCUCGAAGCCCCACAAUGAUGCUGAACCAAGGAGAACUACCACCUCGACCCAAUUCUCGCGGCUCCAAUAUGCUUUUAAGUCAAAAUGAUAUUUCCAACCACCUGUCCGCUAGGGAGCAAGAGCAUGUUGCUCGCAUGACUGGUCAGGCUUUCUUUAAUUUGUCCAAUACUAAUGUCAAACAAAAUGUUGGCUCUGGUGGUCUUAUUGGUGCCAUUGAUGCUCGAGAGCGGGAGAAGAAGAGCAUGAAAGAGGGUGUCAGCAACCAGAUGGUACAGCAAGCUAUUGCCCAACGUCAGCAUCAACAGAUGCACGAAGUACAGCAGCAGCAUGCUAAAGUUAGAAGCAUCUAUAAUAUGCCCGGCGCUAGCUACACCUGGGAUGCUCUCAACCACAUGAAUUUUGUGAAUAACCCCCCGAAUAGUGCCGCUCAGCAAUCCUGGAACGACACGCCUCGGUUGACUCCCACACCACCAGCCGCUCAACACUCGAAUCAUUAUUCCCAACAAUACACAAGCCAUCAGUAUCAGAACCCACAGUAUCAAAGCCCGCCACCGUACCAGAGCCAACAAUAUCCAGGCCAACAAUACCCAGGCCAACAAUACCCAGGUCAACAAUACCCAGGUCAACAAUACUCAAGUCAUUACCCGAGCUACCAAUAA
Molecule: messenger RNA, 3765 nt
Organism: Talaromyces proteolyticus
Lineage: Eukaryota; Fungi; Ascomycota; Eurotiomycetes; Eurotiales; Trichocomaceae
Product: PH domain protein
Exons: 4
Coding region: 1-3765 (1254 amino acids)
Source: RefSeq, a predicted model, not a curated record